Toxotes jaculatrix (banded archerfish) is the source of this 1309-nucleotide messenger RNA. RefSeq names its product methyltransferase-like protein 7A. The coding region runs from base 66 to 794 and encodes 242 amino acids. The record is from RefSeq and is a predicted model, not a curated record. Lineage: Eukaryota; Metazoa; Chordata; Actinopteri; Toxotidae. The transcript has 2 exons. Gene Ontology annotation, molecular function: S-adenosylmethionine-dependent methyltransferase activity.
UUCGCUCCUCUCUCGUUGAGGCUCACUGUUCCUGCCGGACAGCACGAAGGUCAGGUUCCGCAAAAAUGACAGUGCUAAUGAAAUUUUGUGUUUUGGUUGUCAAUGUGUUAUGCUUGCCCCUUCAUCUGAUGCAUGCGGUCGGUCUGUAUAAGAUAUACAAACGUAUCUUUCCAUGUUGUCUUUACCGGAUUUCUGUAUCGUACAACAAGAAAAUGCACGGCAACAAGAAGGAGCUGUUUCGCAGUCUCCCAGAGUUCAUCAAGCCUGGCGGACAGCUCACAAUUUUGGAGAUUGGCUGCGGCACCGGCACAAAUUUUCAGUUUUAUCCGCCCGGUAGCAAGGUGAUCUGCACUGAUCCGAACCCUCAUUUUCAGAAAUAUCUGAAUAAAAGUAUGGUCGAGAAUGACCACCUUGUGUAUGAGAGAUUUGUGGUGGCAUCGGGGGAGGACAUGGGGUCAGUUGAGGACGAAUCGGUAGACGUGGUUGUCUGCACCCUGGUGCUCUGCUCUGUCAACAACAUACCGCAAACUCUGCGAGAAGCCCACCGUAUACUGCGGACAGGUGGAGCAUUCUUUUUCAUAGAGCAUGUUGCUGCAGACGCCUCAACCUGGGCAUACUUCUUCCAACACAUUAUUCAGCCUGGAUGGUACUACUUCGGUGAUGGUUGCGAGGUCACCCGGGAAACAUGGAAAGAUCUGGAGGCGGCUGGAUUCUCUGAACUCAAUCUGAGGCACAUCGAAGCUCCAUUCUUCUUUGCAAUCAAACCGCACAUCGUAGGCUAUGCUAUAAAAUAGAUUUUGGCUGAUUAGUGUCGUAGAAUGUCUCCUGCACAACCAGUUUAUGAAGAUGCCAAGCACUAAAUGCCUCUCCUAUGCCACAUGAUUGAUCGCCAGUGAUAAAGAUAACACAAGUUCCUUUGAUACUAAUUUUAUUUUUGUACUGAAAAAAAAAAAGAUUUUCAGUGUUUAUGUUUUGUAAAGACAGAUGAUUUUAACACAUUGAAUAAGCACCUUACAUAGAUAGCACACAAUACAAUUUUUGUAUGCAGUUCAAGUAAAACAUAUAUCUUGAUAUUUGUUUUAUCUUCUGUCCUCCAAUCAUCUCCAAGUUGCUUGCUGGUAAAUCAGUCUGAUACUGCCUUAGGGAAUUGCUCUCUGUCAGUGUUUAUCUGUGUGCUACUAAUGGAUUUACUUACAAACUGCCUUCAGUGAUGUGACAAUUGUUGCCAGUGAAAUAUAGAUAGGUUUUGUGAUUAAGGUGAUUGUGUUGUGUCAAAAUGUUAGUGAUUAAAGAGUUUAAUCCGCUUGCA